AUCCUAUUGUGAAAAUGCCUUGAGAAUAUAUGCAAAACCUGUGCCUGGAACGACUGCAGAAGAGAUUGCUUGUGGGUUGACAGAAAUUUCAGCUAUUUAUGAGUUAUUUAAUGAACCUGAGGAGGCACUGAAACUCCUGCUCAAGGCAAUGAAACUUUUGGAGGAUAAACCAGGACAGCAAAGUACAAUUGCUGGCAUUGAAGCACGGAUGGGAGUUAUGUUCUAUAUGGUUGGAAGAUAUGAAGAGGCACACAGCUCCUUUGAAAAUGCUGUAGCAAAACUCAGGGCUGGCGGUGAGAGGAAGUCCGCGUUCUUUGGGGUUGUUUUGAAUCAGAUGGGAUUGUCUUCUGUUCAGUUAUUCAAAAUAGACGAGGCUGCUGAGUUAUUCGAGGAAGCAAGACAAAUUCUGGAACAGGAGUGUGGUCCUUGUCAUCAAGAUACUCUUGGUGUCUAUAGCAAUCUUGCAGCAACUUAUGAUGCAUUGGGAAGAGUUGAAGAUGCCAUUGAGAUUCUGGAGUAUGUUCUUAAAUUGAGAGAAGAGAAACUUGGAACUGCAAAUCCUGAUUUCGAUGAUGAGAAGAAAAGGCUGGCCGAGUUAUUGAAAGAAGCAGGCAAAUCUCGCAACAAAAAGGCAAAGUCACUGGAGAACCUUAUCGAUCCCACUUCUAAAACGACAAAGAAGGAGACCUCGAGGAAGUGGUCUGCGUUUGGUUUUAGGAGCUGAUUAUGUAAAUUGGAAUGCAUUUUCUGUAACAUAGGAGAUCAUGUAUAGAGCUAAUCUGUAAUUUGCGAGGCAUGCUGUUUGUUGUCCAUUUGAAUUGCCACUGUCGUUCAUUUUCGUUAUUGUUCAAUUGGUUAUUGGUUUGUGAUUUUGAAGAUAUUUCUGCCAAGAGUGCAGUUCUUCU
Capsicum annuum is the source of this 905-nucleotide messenger RNA. Its product is annotated as protein KINESIN LIGHT CHAIN-RELATED 1-like. Bases 149 to 724 code for a protein of 191 amino acids. The record is from RefSeq and is a predicted model, not a curated record. The transcript is spliced from 2 exons. NCBI's taxonomy places the organism in Eukaryota, Viridiplantae, Streptophyta, Magnoliopsida, Solanales, Solanaceae. Gene Ontology annotation, molecular function: protein binding.